Messenger RNA from Cuculus canorus (common cuckoo), 6414 nucleotides. It is a transcript of the gene SLC25A47, whose product is annotated as solute carrier family 25 member 47. Gene Ontology annotation, biological process: transmembrane transport. The transcript is spliced from 6 exons. Gene Ontology annotation, cellular component: mitochondrion. Lineage: Eukaryota; Metazoa; Chordata; Aves; Cuculiformes; Cuculidae. The record is from RefSeq and is a predicted model, not a curated record. Bases 246 to 1049 code for a protein of 267 amino acids. Gene Ontology annotation, molecular function: transmembrane transporter activity.
UUAUUCACUCUGUUCCUGGAACAGUUCCAGGCUUCCCGUCUCUGCCUCCAGUGUACAAAUUCAUCAGCUAUCCACAACACUCGCAAUCCCAAGAGGCAAGAGAAGACAGUAGGAAGGUCAUUCAUAUUGCAAAUCACACUGUUUCUGAAGGACCUCGGGGCUGUGGAUAGACCUAACUGGUAUCCUCUGUUCUUCUACCUCUCUAACACAUAAUUAGGGUAAUUAAGGCGGCAGUCUCAGUCUGGAUGGAUUUCAUUGCCGGGGCCAUUGGAGGUGGCCUAAGCACAGCAGUGGGUUAUCCGCUGGACACAGUGAAGGUGAGAAUUCAGACUGAGAGGCAUUACAAUGGGAUUUGGCACUGCAUUCAGGAAACAUACAGGACAGAAAAAGUUUGGGGAUUUUACAAAGGUGUGUCUGCAUCAGUCCUUGCAGUGUCAGCAAUUUCUUCUGUUUCGUUUGGCACAUACAAAAACUUCCUUUGUACCAUCUGCAAGCUGCGAUAUGGAGCUGCAGAUGCAAAGCCGUCCAAGCUGGAUGUUUCUCUUGCUGGAGGUGCUGCUGGUGCUGCCCGGACUGUUUCCAAGCCAAAGUACCAUGGAUCUCUGCACUGCCUGAAGGUGAUCGUCAAGGAGGAAGGUUUUGGGGGUCUCUACAAAGGCUGCUCUGCAUUACUCUGCAGAGAUUGUUCCUCUUCUGCAAUAUAUUUCCUUACCUAUUCUGCUCUUUGUGACUGGCUCACACCAGCUGGGAAAGAUAAACCAGGUUUCCUUGUUGUGCUGCUUUCUGGUGGUUUUGCUGGAGUUCUGGCCUGGGGAUUAGCUACUCCCAUGGAUGUCAUCAAAUCACGGAUGCAAACAGAUGAAUCCGACCAGCACAAGUACAGAGGCCUUGUCCACUGUGUUAGGGAAAGUGUGAGAAAGGAGGGUGCGAAAGUGCUUUUCAAAGGACUGGGCUUGAACUGCAUCCGUGCCUUUCCUGUGAACAUGGUGGUGUUUGUAACAUACGAAGCUGUACUGAGAUUUGCAGAAGGUUACACAAAUGAAAAAUAGCUCGUGCCAAUCUGUUCAGAGGUGCUUUUUGUUUAGUUGUUUUUUUGGUAACACAGCGUCCAUGAACAACUGCUUGAUGCUGUCUCCUUUGAGGGACUGCAUAAGAAGCAUGGACACUUCAGCACAAGCUGGAUGACUGAGAGCUUUGUUUUAUUCUUACAGUAUUAUGAACUCAUCAGGGAGUCUUGAACUUAGAUACAACCUCCCUUUUAUCUCUUAAUAUAUCUAGACUCUAGCCACUGCUUAGGCCCUUGAAACAUUUGAGAUAUCUAAAAAGCUGCAAGUCUGAUCAGCGUUUUUGGUAAAGGGUUCAAUGUGUUUUCUACUGGACACGGAAAAUGAUCUUCACAACCAAGGCAAGAGCUGGGGGGAGUUUGUGUAAGAUUCAAUAUUAUCCAGUGUGUGCUCUUUACAUGUAAUGCCUGUAUUGUAUUCCCUGGGAAACUUACAAAAUUGUGCUUCAGGCUGCAAAGUUUCCUUCCCAGCUAUAAUUUUGCCAGAAUACAAUUGUAUAUCUUUGGUAGCAGCUGAAAUAUCGAUUUCCACGCUUUUUCCUGUCAUUAUUUAAGGAGUGGCAGACACGACCCCUUUACAUAACUGUGUUUAUGGCCUCAUUGAAAGUGAAACCAAGCAUGGGUUCCCAUAAGCCAUGUGAUUGUCUAUCUGUGUUAUCCCAAACCCUACAGCAUCCGUCCCCCUCCCUCCAGAGGCUGACAACAAGUCUCUGGAGCUUGGCAAAGCUUUGGAGGCAAUCUGAUCAUCUCUUCUUGCCAAGAGAGUAGGAAUAGGAAAGUCUUCCAUAAAAAUCUGUGCACUGGGAAGGUUAUACAAGCUAAAGGAGAACUGCAAAGUUGUAGAGUAUAAUACAGUAUAAUCAAGAUUUACUGCUUUAUAAUGCACAUACUCUUCUCACUUUAAACUACAGCAUUAGGAGCAGCCACAUAUGUUUUUUUGUCAAAGCUCUAUUUUGAUAGAAUUUCUGACUUCCCUAACAACUAUUUCUUUUUCACAAAUGUUCAAAGGUUCAUUCGCAUGUCAGUUAAAAAACACAACACCCGCAGUAUUGCUUCAGAAAUACUUUCAUUUGCUCAUCCCGUAUCCAGCGCAGCAUAGCUGUUUUCUAUCUCUGUUCUAAUCCCUGGAUGAUGACAUCUGUUGAAGACUGGAUCCAGACCCUGACAGAUUCUGUUGAAAGUGCAUUUUUUUGAGGGAGAGAGGAAUACUCUAUUUCUAAAAUAGUUCCCACCCUGAAUAGAGUUGAUGUCCUUCUGGUCCACAGCCAUUUUUACCAGUUGAUGAUAGCAUGGCCUUGAAUACACCCACAAUAAUUUUGCAGCAAGCAGGACUUGUCAGCUACUUUGGGCAUAUAAAAAAGUGUCUUGUACUAAAAGAACAAGUUGAAAAAUUUCAGAUGCUACUAGGAAAGUAGCACUUCUUUUUCCCACUCCAAAGAGAGCAGUAAAAGCUCUGGAACUGUCCUCCCAAAAUCUAAGCCUUCAAUUGGCUUUUUAAUCAAGGUCACAGCUAUUCUGUCAAACUACCAUCGUAAUUUUUCUCUCAAGAGUCUAUAUAGCUCUCUCGGUCGCUGCAAGAGGGUUAAAAGGCCAGGCAGAUGCAGUAUUUGUCAGCUUAAAGGGGAGUGAAAUGGAAGAUCCACUGGUGAACAGGAUUCUCUCUGGAAGUGCUUAUGGCCUCAGCAGCCUACCACCCCUAGUUACAUCUUGGGGCAUCAGCACCAAACUUCCUUUAGCCAGAAAGUCCUUAUAGCAGAAGGUUUAAUUAAAUCAUCUUAAUUAUCUACUACCCUCAUUUCCUUCUUCAAGGGAUGCAUUUGACUGAGUGCUGUCCCAGCUGGAUAGUGAUUUACCACAGCUCUGCCUGGAUGUUUUCUGCAAUCAAACUUCUUUAUGCUGUACAAUUCUCUGCUGACCAUGUUCUCGGGCAUUACAUCCUCUGAACAGAGAUGUAAAAAAAUACCUGUAAAUUGGACAACCAUUUAUUGUCAGGCAGUGUUGAUACCAUCCAUGGUCAGCCACAAUUUGGAAAUGAAGUAGCUCAGCUUUCCUAAUAGGCUCAUACCUCAUACAUUCAGAUGACGAAAAAGUGUCCUCCUGUGGGUGUAACUGAAAUCCAUCUGGUUUAAAGAAACAGGAAUCACAGAUGAAUUGUAAAAAUGAGUGGGAACAACUGCAGAAGUCAGUGCGAGCAGGCGAGAAGCGUAAGCCUCAGGACAUUCAACACCAUGUAAAAGCAGGUUCCUAUGUGGCCUGACCAAAAGAGGUAAGUUGUACCUCCAGGCAGUUUAUUUCAGGAAUUUAAGUGCUUUGCCAUCCAAUUUGUUCAUAGGCCUUUACUGGAAAAAAUAUAUACAUACUGUACGGUGACAACAGAGCAAGAACUCGUAGCUAAUUCACACCGAUACAAAUUACCAGCAGCUGCAGGAAUUGACUGUAUAACUACUGUGAACAGAGGCACAUAAGUAUGAACCAGUUUUUGUUUAAUGACACAACACAUCGUACCUAUUAUGUACUUCUCUACACACACACCAAGAUGUGUGUUUGGCUUCUGGAUUUCAGAACUUGACUCGUUUAUUUUCUGUUUUCUUUUUAUUACUUUGAUCUUCAUCUACUCUGAUAAUCACAGAACUACUUAUUCUGAUAAAUUAUAUUCCUAGCUAGCUGAAGGACAGCUAACAGAACGAAGACACCACAUUUGCUGUGCUGAUUAUUUGGUUUACGUUGCUUUAAGGACUGCAGCUUUCUGUAUAGAUCACUUCUUUCAGUGAAAGUUAGUGGCCUUGAAAAAAAAGAUUUGCUUUAGAAGGCACAUUCUGCUUCAUGUUUUCAUGUUGCUGAUAAUUUCUGUUUUCUCUUACAAUGGUUAUGAAUACCCACCAGCAUACCUGCUGGUGACUGGAAAAACAAAGUGAAGCUGUGCUCUUCAGACAACAGCAAUUGUGGAGUAUCAUGUUGCCACUUAAGCACCGGUAUUUAUGACAAACCCACUGAAGGGUCAUUGUAUGCAGGUCAAAUUGACCUUUUCCUAUUUCUGAGCAGGUCGCUGUAUGCUGGGUAAUUCAAUUUCCAGUCUUGCUUGCAAACAGUUUAAUCUUUGGAAAACUGACCCUUAUUAGCUGGCUUUUGGACCAAUCUGAAGUCUACCUAGCAGGACUGGAUAGAGGGGGUUAUAAGGCAGCCUAUUUCACUACUUGAAAGGCACCAGCCAUCAAAAGGAGGAACAGCUCCAUUAGAUGACUAAACCAACACCUAAAAGGAUGUGAAAAAUAGUUCAAGUGUAAAUUAAGCCUUUUAAAAAUUAAAAAAAAAAAGAAUAAAAUCAAAUAAGCUUGAUGCAGACUUCUACUUACAUUUUUAUUACAGUGAGAUGAACAAAAUAAGAACAAAUUGAGCAAAAGGUACUGCACGUGCUUUGAUAACAUCCUUGGCUAUUUCACGCAUGCUUUUGGAGAUAUCCUUGUCUUGACUUUUAAAUACCUCUGCGAUGUGAAAUGUAAUUACAACAGAUUUAGAGGAGUCUUGGCAAAUUCCUAAGGAACUGUACCAUUUCAGAAGCAUGUUUAUAAGAAACCCACAGAGUGCUUGAUUAAGGUGCUUGCUCAGUAAACAAAUACUACAGAGUUUUGCUAUUACUUUCCUUUCUAAAAACAGAUUUUAAUUUCUGUGUUCUAUAAUUAAUCCACAUGCUAAGUUAGAAUAGAACACACUACUGUUUCUCCUACAUAUUUCCCUUUCCUGAAUAAAUGAAAUAAAUCUUGCAGGACAGAUCUAUGUACAAUAUUUUAGAGAAGAAAUGUGCAUUCCCAGUGUGCAAAAGCCCUUUAAAAGUAAAUUUAAGUCUUAUAUUUUAUGUGCAGAUUAAAGAUGAUGAAGAGGGGACUGCUAGAACAGGAAAGUCACCAUUAAAGUCUAAAGUAACCAAAUCAGGGUUUUUUGCCACUGGAUUGAAGAAGCUAUUUUUGUUUUCUAAUUGCUCCACCACUCUUAAAAAAAAACCCCACACCACCUUUUCUACUGACUGUUAAACUCUUGUUAAUAUCGACAUACUACGCCUGUGGGUUACCAAAAGUCACUGGUAAACCUUCAUUUUAAUACAUUAAAGUCAAUGGCACUAGAUUAGCAAUGUCAGCUCACAUAAACUGUAAAGAAAAAGACAAAAACUAAGCACUGCUAUUUUCAGCACAAGUUCGAAGCACAUACAGAAGGACUAAACUUGCCUUGCAUUUCAGUCUUUCCUUGAUCCCUUGCACAAACAUAAACUAUUAGGGGUACUUCAUUAUAGAACAUGGCACACAGGCAUUUCCAUCUCAGAAAUGCAAGAUCGCUGCUGGAGAGGACUUGUACACUGUGUUAUAGAACUGCUACUGGUGGGACAGAAGCAGUCCAGCACGUUCUCAUGUACAAACAGGCUUAUCCAGGGCCUACUGAAGUCAGUGAGAAGUCUCACUCUUCAAAAUUCUCCCUCCACCCAAGUGUCAUCAGCUCACUUUGUAGGUUUACAGUCAAAUUUGAAGUGUGCUUUUUUGUUUUUUAAUUUUCUUUUUUUAAAAAAAACAAUCAAGAACACUACAGUCGAUUUAUGUCCACUAGGCACCACAGUACAGAACUUGUUUAAAUCUUUCACACCUGAUGCAAGUGCCUUCCUUAUAUUUUUAAAUGAUUUGCAAGUACCGCACAUCAAUACCCACCUGUGUUAUCAAAGGUAUUUUUAUUUGAUGUUGAUAAGACUACUUCUGGGCUGGCAACUUUCUAUUCUACAUAAAUACAAGCCAGAUCUGACAGUUCGCAUUCAUGACUGUACAAAUUAAAACAAAUUAGCUAAUAAUUUGAAUUUUUCUUCCAUAAAUCAUAGCAAAGACAAAGAUUUCUUAAGAAAGGAGAUAAUUAUUACAUGAGGUAUUUUAACAAAGUAUAUUUUAGGAUGUAUUCCAGUGAGAAAAUAAGUACUUCUAGUUUAAAUAAACUAGUGCUGUAAAACAGAACAGACAGUACCCGAAGUUUCCUUGUGUCCAGCAGCAACUUCAUACUCACAGCAUGAUUUAACACUUGGUAUUUUUUAUAACUAGAAACUAAAAUUUGCAUUUCUAUCUACCUUCCACCUGAGAACAUGAAGAAACUGCAUAACCUUGUGAUAACCCCUUCCGUCCAGAGGCAGUCAGACCGGUUAAACAGCUGCAGAAACAAAAGUACAGUGAGAUUUCUGUGAUUUGCCGCAGGUCAAAGAGGAAGACAAUAGCAAAACCAGUCUGAUAUUCUUUCUUCCGCAUUCAACUCACAGAUCUCCAUUAUUUCUGUGUUGAUCCCAAGGCCCAAGUCACUGUGCAAUCUACUUUGUAACAUUCACUAUC